UAUAUAUCCCAAAUUUCAAAUUCUUCUCUCGGCCUUUCAUAGCAUCUCGCUCGGCAAUGGCGCUUUCCUCUGCAUUCCGCGAACGGCUUGAGCUCAUGGAACACAGCAGAAACCAACGUAUCUCUCUGCUUCAGGCCGAGAAAGAAUGGCAAGCGAACAAGUCUCAGGUCUUGGAGUGGAAGCACGCAAACAUCAGGGCCAUGGAACAAAGGUGCUUGGUGUUUGAUCAAAAGAUAGCGGCAGAUAACUUCAAGAUCUCGGCACUCAAGUCCGAGAUCGAGAGUCUCGAUGCCAAAUACUGUACCGACUCGCAACAAUUGAGGAUUUUGAGGAGGGAGGUAGAGGAGCUUGGGGAGUUGGAGAAGGAGAGGGAUAAGUUUUACGAAUUGAAGAUUUGCGAGAUGAAGGAAUUCAGUGAAAGUGUGAAGAAGUUCCUCGUGGAAUGUCGAAUGUGUAUUGAGGAAUUGAGGAAUUGCAAAAAAGAGCAGCAGUCAACUAUCACCAAUCUCCAAGGAAACAAUAAAUACUUUAGCAAUUCAGAGAUAGCUGCAGCUGAAAUGAGGAAGUCUGAGCUCAUGGCUGUGAAAGAGAGUUUGGAUAAAAGCAUGGCUUCUAGUUACCGAUUGAGAGCACAGUUGCAAAAGCAGCUCCAGAAUAUGUAGUUGUCCUAACUGCACCAAAUCAAGAGAGAAGGAAGGAAAGCGUCUCAGUUGCUGGGAACAAUGGGGUCAAAUAGCUAGUUUUCCGAAAUGAUGCGUGAGUAUCAGAAUUAAACUACUUUUCUUUCAAUUACUCCUUUGGUAUGUGCAGUCUUCCCGUCUCGCUUAUACUGAACAAUUAUUAGGUUACACUGGAUCAAAGGGGGAUUAGCCUUGAAACAUUUGACUUGGACAUUUGUUGCUAUCAUUGAUGGUGUCUUGAAUUUUCUCAGGCGGAAAUUUGCCCUGUUCUGAGAAUUUAUGACUUCGUAUCAUCUCCCAUGAUAAUUGAUUGAAUCUUAUCACACUUUGCUGAUAUUUUAGUACGAGUAAGGUGCAAGUCCAAAAAAAUGACAAUUUUUUUUUAAAAAAAAAAUAGGCAGCCCAUUAGUUUAAUCACUGGAGCUGAACAAUUACUUGGUAAUUUGGAAACAGGUCCGCUUUGGACUGGUCGGGCUGUCUUUAUGGCCUUAACAACCUUUAGUUAAAAUUAAGACACAUAAGCAAGUCUACCAAACCAGCAUGAAGCUUAUUACACCAGAUUGAUUGGAGCCCUAUUCACACCCGAAAUACAUAUUGUUCAAGCCGUUGCACGAGUGCACUUCAGCAGCCUUAUCAUCGUCAUC
Messenger RNA from Juglans microcarpa x Juglans regia, 1324 nucleotides. RefSeq lists its product as uncharacterized. The record is from RefSeq and is a predicted model, not a curated record. Bases 57 to 662 code for a protein of 201 amino acids. The transcript has 4 exons. NCBI's taxonomy places the organism in Eukaryota, Viridiplantae, Streptophyta, Magnoliopsida, Fagales, Juglandaceae.